Mercurialis annua (annual mercury) is the source of this 1616-nucleotide messenger RNA. RefSeq lists its product as uncharacterized. Bases 94 to 1194 code for a protein of 366 amino acids. NCBI's taxonomy places the organism in Eukaryota, Viridiplantae, Streptophyta, Magnoliopsida, Malpighiales, Euphorbiaceae. The transcript has 9 exons. Gene Ontology annotation, molecular function: RNA-DNA hybrid ribonuclease activity; nucleic acid binding. The record is from RefSeq and is a predicted model, not a curated record.
CCCAUUUCACUUUCAGAUCAGCCAAAACCCGCCCAAAACCCAUAAGACGAGUCGGCCAAAACCCGGUUGUUUUCCACCGGCGUGAAGUGCAGAAUGAUUUGCUGCAUAUCGCGUGUUUCUUCAUACGCUGCCGCUCUUUUCAUAUCACGCACAAAUCGUUCCUAUUCCACUCUGUGGAACAACACCACAAAAAUCGCCGUUAAUUUCAAAUUAUUGAACUCAGAUUUUUCCAAGUUAAAAUUAGCUGAUAAUCUUCAUUUUCGUUGCUACUCUACUAAAAAAACUACUACGCCUCGUUUAAAAGUUUCUCGUAAGAAAAAAUCAGAUUCUCCCGCUUCAACUAUGGAGCAAGAUAAGGAAAACGAUGCGUUUUUUGUUGUGAGAAAAGGUGACGUGGUUGGUGUUUAUAAGAGCUUCACUGAUUGUCAAGCUCAAGCUGGUUCUUCGGUGUGUGAUCCUCCUGUUAGUAUAUUCAAAGGUUAUUCGUUACCAAAAGACAGUCAGGACUAUCUUCUAUCGCGCGGACUUCAGAAUGCCUUGUAUACUAUUAGAGCUGAAGAUUUGAAAGAGGACCUUUUCGGAACUCUUGCGCCUUGUUCUUUUCAGCAACCUGCUUCUUCCGAAGGAGAACCUUUGGCACCGGAUGCAACAAAAAAGAGAUCACAGGAGUUUCGGGAAUUGCAAACUGUGGAAAUAGAUGGAUCAACAUCUAGCUUAACGGAUCCUUUGAGUAAGCGUGCCAAAUUGGAUAACCAAAGUGAAGCUCAGAGCUCAUGUAUUCUCGAAUUUGAUGGUGCUUCAAAAGGAAACCCUGGACCAGCUGGGGCAGGAGCUUUGUUGCGGGCUACAGAUGGACGUAUAAUCUGCAGAUUACGAGAAGGAUUGGGCCACGUAACAAAUAAUGUGGCCGAAUACAGAGCCGUGAUUUUAGGAUUGAAAUAUGCUCUUAAAAAGGGUUAUACAAAUAUUCGUGCCAAAGGUGACUCCAAACUUGUUUGCUCUCAGAUUCAGGGAUUAUGGAAGGUCAAACACAAAGACAUGGCUAUUCUGUGUGAGCAAGCCAAACAGCUGAAGGAUAAGUUUGUUUCUUUUCAGAUCAGCCAUGUUCUAAGGGAAUAUAAUUCGGAGGCUGAUGCUCAAGCAAACUUGGCCAUCAAGCUUGCUGACGGCCAAGUUCAAGAGGAAUGUUUCUAAGCCAGUGAACUGAGGGGCUACAAAAUUUGCCUAGGUGACUGAAUUAUUUAAAGUUGAACUCUGACGCUGGUGUGCCAGUUUGAAGCGUACGUCGAUACCUACUUCUGUUCUGCCAAAAUCUACCCAUACUUGAGAUGCUCUCAACCACCUUAAGACGUUCUCGAAAGCAGCUGAAAAUUAACAAUUUUUUUGAUAUCUUAAUUGUUGAAAUACCCAGAAACUCAAUAAGCUUUCAGGAACUUCUUUAUCUAAUUAUUCUUCCCCUAUUUGGUUAUUGACCAGCUUGCUCCGAAUUAUUUAUGUAUAUAGACUAUAGCUUGAAACAAGUGUACUUAGAUGGAUGUAAUGGGUUAAUUUAAAUAGAUUGGAUGUAAUGGGUUUAUUAUUUUAAUAAUGAUAAAGAAUUUUAUGUUCAGACAAAA